AUGACCGAUUCGCCGAACAUCGCAAUAGUCGGCGCGGGAGUUGUCGGCUUGACAGUCGCGAGGUUGCUGCAAUCGGAGCAAAGGCACUGUAAUCUGACCAUAAUAGCGGACGCCUUCAAAGAGGACACCACCAGCGCCGUCGCUGCCGGCAUCUUUCGGCCGGGUACUAGUUUCAAGGGCUCCACAGACGGGCACACAAAGAAAUGGAUCCGGGACUCCUGGCACUAUUGGCAGGAAAUACUGAAAUCCCCGGAAGCAUCCCAAGCUGGCUUGAUGACUUUCUCCGCGUACAUAUUCUCGAAGAAGCACUACAGCGUCACCAGGAAUCAUCUGAUCGAGGACCUGGUGCCGAUAUACCGGGCGGUGGACGACAACGAAUUGUCGCUAUGCGGUGACGGAUGGAAGUACGGCUCGUACUUCUCGACAGUAAAGAUCGGCUGCGACCGCUACCUGCCGUGGGCCGAGGGGAAAUUUAUCCAGGAUGGUGGCAAGAUCCUCACCGGCAGAGUAGACAAUAUCGCUUCGCUACGCGGAAAGUACGAUCUAGUUUUCAACUGCACGGGUUUCGGCGCCAAAGCGCUGUGCAACGACCACGACUUGGUCCCUAUCCGGGGUCAAGUACUCAAGGUCAGAGCACCGUGGCUCAAGACGGCCUUUUACGGGGACUACGACACUUACGUCAUCCCCGGCUUCGACGGCGUCGCUACAUUGGGCGGGGUGAGGCAAUACGAUAGCUACAACACUGACGUGUGCAGGCACGACUCGGCCGCCAUCUUGGAACGGUGUUGCGCAAUGUUGCCAGCGCUGAAGAGCGCUGAGGUUGUCGCGCAUAGGGUUGGUCUACGACCGCACAGAGUUCCAGUGCGCGUAGAACCGGAAGUUUUGGACGGUGUGAAGGUGGUACACUGCUACGGGCACGGGGGCUACGGCGUAACGUGCGCUCCGGGCACAGCCAUCGACGCCGUCAGCAUUGGCGUAGAUUUGUUUAAAUGCAACAUGAGGAAUAAGCUA
This is a messenger RNA of Iphiclides podalirius (scarce swallowtail), 1011 nucleotides long. The record is from the annotation of a GenBank genome assembly. NCBI's taxonomy places the organism in Eukaryota, Metazoa, Arthropoda, Insecta, Lepidoptera, Papilionidae.